AAAAUAUGAAAGAAUGUUUCAAAAUGCUCUGAUCGCUGAGCUCUGAUCUUUUGCAACGAAAUGCAAUGAACAGUAUACAGUAUACGAGGGGAAACCUUUCACAAUUUAAGCUAGUAUUAAUUGAAUAAAAUCUCAAGCAAUGUAUUAUUCCAAAGAAAUAGACGUAAAAGAGAAAUUAAAUGAGCAAGUGAGUCAGAAAACUUUACAAGAUAUUGAAGAUUUUCUACUGCCAAAAUUUGAUACGAAACUACCUGACAGUAGAAGAAAGUGGAGAAUUGUUCAAGAUGGACACGGUAGAUGGCGGGAAGUAAAAAUUGACUUGCAAGAUGAAAUGCAAGGGAAAUACAGAAUUCCAGAUAAAUGUUUACCAAACGAAAACAGUAUAACUCAACCUAGAAACAAGUUAUCAUUCUCAAAUAACAUGCUAAAUUCAGUAAAAGGACCAGUUGUUGCACGGAUUGACAAAAGUGGCAGAUCAUCAAGACAGGAUUCAAACUACAAAAUGCUCUCAACCAACACUCGAGCUAACAUUUUCCCUGGUAAAGGUAAACAUAACUGGUUUAGCCAAUCAAAUAAUGUGUACACUCAAUCUGCAUUGAAGUUGGGAGAUCAAGGUGGACAUGAUCUACAAGAUGGGUUUUAUGGGAUCACUCGGGAUGCUUUAGGAGCAUGGAAUGAAGCAAGUGUGCAUCAUGAACGGAUGAAAAAGGCAUGGGAUGUAUAUCUGGAAUCUAUAACAAAACCUGGAGCGGUGUUAAGGAGAAGAAAAGAGCCUGAUCAAAACAAUGUAGAUGUAUCUAAAGUUAUCAAAGAAACAAAGAAAGUUAAAAUAUCAAAUAAAAAACAAACUCAUAAAGAAACUGGUGAAGAAAUUAGACAUAAUGAAAAUGAAUUUAAGGUUGUAGAUGAUAAGUCAAAUACUUUGCAAGAAACACUAAACAAGGAUGAUGAUUUUUGGGAUUUUUACGAACAACCUUUUUCCAAAUCAUAAUUUUAGGUAAAAUGUAAUUAACUGUUUGAUUCUAUGUAUUAUAAUAAUUGACUCUAUAUUGGUAGA
This is a messenger RNA of Dendronephthya gigantea, 1057 nucleotides long. RefSeq lists its product as uncharacterized. Bases 140 to 991 code for a protein of 283 amino acids. The transcript has 2 exons. Lineage: Eukaryota; Metazoa; Cnidaria; Anthozoa; Malacalcyonacea; Nephtheidae. The record is from RefSeq and is a predicted model, not a curated record.